Talaromyces atroroseus is the source of this 495-nucleotide messenger RNA. RefSeq lists its product as hypothetical. NCBI's taxonomy places the organism in Eukaryota, Fungi, Ascomycota, Eurotiomycetes, Eurotiales, Trichocomaceae. The transcript has 3 exons. The record is from RefSeq and is a predicted model, not a curated record. The coding region runs from base 1 to 495 and encodes 164 amino acids.
AUGUCGGAUACAGAGCAGGAGUGGAAACCUAAUCCUCGCCGGCCACAGUCUGUUGCUGAUUUCCCGUCUCGAUACAGCACCAUGGCGCAGGCUUUCUCUCUUGCACUUGAUAGCGCUUUUAUGCUCGACAGUGAUGUCGACCAACUAACACAGUCCAUUGAACAAAAGAAGCAGAGGAUGACCAUCCAAACACGAGAGCUUGAAGCCCUUCAAGCCAGGAUCCGCGAAGCCGAGGAACGUUUGAAGGAGGGAAGGGUUGCAAAAGAAGCCUCGACGCAGAACAGUGGUGACGACAGCGACCAAAGCACUGGCUCAGCACACCAGCAAGGCCGAGGUGAGAAUGAGCUGGCCCGGGCCCUUUCUCCCACGUCGUCGGCUCUUUCCGAUGAGAAUCAAUCUGAUGAAGGCGCUACAGAUUCCGACACUUCCGCAGCGACUUCUAACGACAUGUAUGAGCCAGAAAACGGCAACAAAGCCAAAUCGCAGGCGCCAUGA